This is a messenger RNA of Trichomonas vaginalis G3, 915 nucleotides long. Its product is annotated as organellar and viral DNA polymerase type B. Bases 1 to 915 code for a protein of 304 amino acids. Lineage: Eukaryota; Parabasalia; Trichomonadida; Trichomonadidae. The record is from RefSeq and is a predicted model, not a curated record. The transcript has a single exon.
AUGUUAGCAACAACAGCACCAAACUCGUUAGUCAUGAACCCAACUUCAAUGUUAGUAGAGAUGAAAAGCUUCAUUCCUUCUUCAUAUACUUUCGAAACAGAAAUCCAGAAGAUAAAGCAGGAACUUCUCCAAGGAGAUUUAGACUGUAGUGCAAAAGAUGAAACAAAUGAACAGUAUCUUUAUGAAAUGCAAGAUAUUAUAGACCAUUUGCCUAAACUACCUGAAAUACAACAACAAAAACUCACUAUUCCAGAAUUCGAUGAAAUUGAAGUCAGACUGACUGACUCAGUAGAAAUAAAGAAGUUCAUACGAAAGGUAAACUAUGAGUUUCUUGGAUUUCAUUGCAACCACAAAGUCAUGGACAAAGAUUGCGAUAUGGUAUAUAAGAACAUCUCUGACAUAUACAAAUCUGAAGAAUUUAAGACCUACGAUAACUUUGUUUCGUUAGUUGCAAAAUGUGUAUGGCAGAUAAGAGAUAAAGAUAGAAGAGGUAAGAUAUGGAAUGAACAGAUAAAACCCGCAACUUUUGAGUUAAAGAGAGCAAUUGACGCCUUAGUCAUACUAGCAGGUAAGGUUUCAGAAUAUAACGCAAAAAUGAACCCACAAUGUUCUAAAUGUAAAGCAGCAAUGAGGAAAUAUAACUACUCCGUCAAAGAGAUAGAACGUAUGAGAAACGACUAUGCUGACUUAAAGAAAGAAGUAGAGAAACCAGCAGAAGAUAAAAUGGACAUGUUGACAUUUCUGAACAAAAACUAUCCAACAGCAGAAGAUUUCCUUCUAUCUGACGUCAAGAAGAAGUAUAAAGAAACUUUCGGCAUUGUUAAAACAUUCGAUAUCCUUCGUGAAGAAAUCGAAGCCACAAAAUUGUUUAGAAUUUCACGAAUUCACAAUGUUUACCAUGUAAAACGCUUAUAA